Molecule: messenger RNA, 950 nt
Organism: Leptinotarsa decemlineata (Colorado potato beetle)
Lineage: Eukaryota; Metazoa; Arthropoda; Insecta; Coleoptera; Chrysomelidae
Source: RefSeq, a predicted model, not a curated record
UCAGUUGUCUGUCAAAGUCGUUAAUUUUGCUUUUUGUUGAUUUUAAAAAAGUGCGAAGUACUGGUAGCUGAUGUUUGCUUUAAAAAAUAAUUUCUGUAUCUGGAACUAUAGAAUAACUUCUUAGAAGUAUCAACAUGGACAAACUUAUGGAAAUUAUGAAACCAAUCGCCAACGAUCUACCGAAAAAUAACAUUACCGCUGAACAGUGGCAAGAAUGCUCAGUUUUACUCAAACAACGUACUCAGUUCUACAGGGAAGAGAAUGCCCGAUUAGAAUUGGUUUUCAAAAAGCUCAAGAUUUUGAAUAAUGAGUUGAAAUUAUUGGUUGAUAUAUCGGAUUCUGUAUCCAAAAUAAGUGAUAUUAUGCAAAACACGAACAUUAAAUCUGUGAGUACAAAUUCUGUGGCACUAUCUCACACAGAAAGGCUAAGGAAGCACAGUAACUACGUAUCUAAGCUGAAGAUCUGUAUCAAAAUGUAUAUGAACCUCAACGAAAGACUGUCUAAAGAAAUAAAAUUCACCAAAUGGGAACUUGAUCAGUCCAAACACAAAUUAUUGGGAAUUUUGAAUAUGAGUAGUGAAGAAGUUCAACAGUUGGAAGAAAAGGCGAAGAAGUAUGAAAAUGAACUCACAAAGUUUGAAAAAAAGUACCCGUGGCUAAAAGAUCCAGAUUUCAAUUUGCCCAACAUAGCUAAAGAAAUGGAAAUGUUGAGGAAUCUAAAAGAAACUAAAGAGAAACUUGUGAAGGAGCUCAGUGUGUACCAAGAUCUGAAGCCGGACAUCAAAGAAGCAGCUCAACAACUUGCCGAUCUCAAAGAAGAGAACAAAAAUUUCAGUUUGAAGUUUCUAGAUGCUAAGUGUUGAUCGAUGAAGUGAUAUACUUUUGUCAGAGUACUAUUUUAAAAUUUUGAUAUCAUUCCUUAGUUGAAUAGAUUUACUUUUGAAUUUGGA